Letharia lupina is the source of this 1839-nucleotide messenger RNA. RefSeq lists its product as uncharacterized. The coding region runs from base 1 to 1839 and encodes 612 amino acids. The transcript has 2 exons. The record is from RefSeq and is a predicted model, not a curated record. NCBI's taxonomy places the organism in Eukaryota, Fungi, Ascomycota, Lecanoromycetes, Lecanorales, Parmeliaceae. Gene Ontology annotation, molecular function: hydrolase activity, hydrolyzing O-glycosyl compounds.
AUGUUUGCGCCCACCAUUCUGGGAGCGCUUCUUUUGCCACUGGUUGGUGCGGUGUCUGUGUCUGUCAAUCGUACUACAAGUAGUAGCAGCCUCCAUACGUGGUGGCACAGCACCGGUGAGUAUAACACUCAGACCCCAGUGCUUGAUGGCAACGUCCGCCAGUCCGGCAACUACUCCGUCCAAGUGAGUACCUCAAGCAACACCAGCGAUCCAAGCAACUACUAUGAUUCUUUCGUCUACGAAAGUAUUCCUCGCAAUGGCAUGGGAAACAUCAUCAACCCGCUCGAACCCACAGUCUUGAGCACGAAUGAUGAUGGCAUUACCAUUGAAGCUGCUAUUGGUAUGACGAUGGCCUGGACGUCAUUCUUGUACAGUGAAGAUGUUUCCGUUAAAAUCUCUCGCCUGGAUGGCGGCAGCACCGCUGCAAGCAACGUCAUUAUCCAUCCUACCACUCUUGAUUACGCAAAGACCGAGGUCAACGGCGAUCUCUACAUCACGGUGCCUUACAACAGUCGGGGAGUACGAUUCUCGGUCGAGUUCACGGACAAUCUUUACGAAUUCCACAGCAAUUGCGCAAUUUCUUGCACUGUGGGCGGUCUCGUGCAGAACACCAAUCCCUCCGGUGAAUCGUAUUGGCAAGGACCUUUCGAUAGUGGAAACCCUGUCGUUGGCAUUGAGCCUCUCAACUCUCUAUUGAUCUUUGCCAGCCCUUUCCCAGCGCCCGAUAUGCUUCCCGAACAGACUUCGCCGACCUCUCUCGUGGUAGAACCUGGCCUGGUCACGGAUGUGCAUACGACGGACAAGACCACGGUGAUCUUUAACCCGGGGGUAUACUGGCUCUCCAGCGUUGCACAUUUGGCGCUGAGCAGUAGCGUCGAUUGGGUCUACUUCGCUCCAGGCGCAUACGUGAAAGGCGCCGUCUCUUUCAACACUACCGCCCCAACGAUGAAGGCCACCGGCCACGGCGUCCUCUCAGGGGAGCAGUACGUUUAUCAAGCCAACAUCGAAGCGGGCUACUGCAACGAACAAUCCAACCAAAACGGAUUGAGAAUGUGGAGCGGCGUGAGUUCCGACGACCAGCAGACCUUCAUCCUCAACGGCGUCACCAUCAACGCCCCGCCCUUCAAUUCCAUGGACUUCACCGGCAACCUCGCCACGCUCUCGACGCAGGUGUCAGACUACAAGCAAGUCGGCGCUUUCUUCGGGCAGACGGACGGGUUGGAGAACUACCCGGGGUCGACGGUCCGGGACGUGUUCUACCACUCCAACGACGACACGAUCAAGACCUACCACUCCGACGUCACCAUCGAACGCGUCACCGUCUGGAAGGGCCCCACGGCCCCGACGGUGCAGUUCGGCUGGGCGUGCCUCACCCUCGAGAACAUCCGCGUCGCCGACGUCGACAUCGUCCACUCGCGCUAUCCCUCCAACGGCAGCCAUCCGUCCCUCGUCGGCCUCAACCAGCUCUACUCCCAGCCCGACGAGACCGACCCCUACACCGCCAACGUGACCUUUGCCAACUUCCGCUCCGAAGGCAUCAGCGGCGGUCUCUUCCGCAUCUGCCCGCUCGAGACGUUCGACAGCUUCCUGAUGGAAAACUUCUGGAUCGAGGAGUUCUCGCCCGCCGUCACGGCCAUCGCACAGAGCGAGUUGCCGCAGUUCUUCGACGCGACGCGCAAGGACCCGGUCGGGGUUGGCGGUUUCGUCGUGAAGGAUUUCACGGUCUUCGCCAACAAGACGGCCGUGACGCAGGACGCAGGGAAUUGGGCUGUUGGGUCCCUUGGGAGUAUGAACAUUGCGCCUAUGUAUAUUUCGAGUGGGGGCGUGACCAUUGUGUAG